UUGAUGGAUGACAUCUUCUGCCUUUUAUGAAUUUAUUGUUAAUUGCUUUUAUCCUCAACUGCUAGAGAAUGGCGUUCAGUUUCCUGUUAUAAUUUUCUUUGAUGGGCAUAAGUCCCACAUCAGCAUUGAAUUGCAUGAUUUCUGCAUUCAAAAGAAAAUUAUUCUUUAUUGUUUUGUGGCUCACGCUUCUCAUAUAAUGCAGCCGUUAGAUGUAGGCACUUUUAGGCCACUAAAAGUUUAUUGGGCUCAAACUGUAGCAGAACAUGGUCAACGCUCAAAUAAAAUUAUAAAUAAGUCAAAUUUUGCACCUCUUUUCCACACGGCAUACUCAAAAUUAUUAUUAAAACCGGAUAUUGUAAAAAAAAGUUUUGAAAAAGCUGGACUUUUUCCUUUUAAUGUGGAUAAGGUGGACUAUAGUAAGUGCAUAGGAUACAGAAGAGCUUGCAUGAAAGAUAACGUGGCUAAUGAUGCACUAUAUGAAACUACAUCUAAUAACAGCUACAAUAUAGAAUCAGAAAUACCUGUUGACAUUUUAAAAGAUUUUCAGCUAAACUUAUUAUUGGGAACUAUGCCACAAUCAGAAAAAGUAUUAUUUAUGAUAUGGAAAAAAACAAAACUUCCUAAAAAGUAUAAUAACAUAUUAAACAUAGAAAAUAACAGUGUAGACUUAAAAAGUACUGAUGAACCCGGGAAUAAUAGCUGUCAAUUAAUAGCUUGCGAAGAUGGAGUAAAUAUGUGUGAUAAUGUUCCAAAGAUAUAUAUAAAGUCUAAUUCGAUUUCAACACUUAUCGUUGAACAGUCACUAGAUAUAAACAAGAAUAUGGAUAACAGUGUCAUGUCAACAGUCAACUUGACUGAUAUCAAUAUUCAAGAAAUACCACAUUUUAAUGAAACAAUUUUGGAGGAGAUGAGUACUUCUGUUAGCAAUGGUACCAAAGAUACAUUUUCACUACCAUAUGUAAUGUCAGAUAAUAAUGAAACAGUUUUGGACCGCAUGGAGAUUUCUGAAAGCAAUGGUAUCUUAAAAAUAUCUUCACCACCGUAUUUGAUGUCUGAUCAUUCUCAACUCGCCCACUCAUCUAAUGAUGUUGCAGUUAUUAAUGACUCAUCAAGUGUGUCAGCAGUAAUUUCCAAUGAAAAAUUUUGCUCAAAUGCAUUGUGGAAUUUAGAUAAUGCUACUCCUUUUCCCAGGAGCACUUUACAUUCACCCACUGACAGUACUCUUCAAGUCGACUUUUCAACAAUAGUCAACAAUGAUAUUUCUGUGAAGAAAGAAAUUUUGGAUAAAAACUAUGUUGAAAAUGUAUGGAAAGAAAGCUUACAUUUUCCUCGCAUAGAGACAACUAAAGUAAAAAAAUUGAAAGUUGAUCAUGUUCCAACGUAUGCGUUGACCUCAGAACAAUGGAAAAUGCAGUUUCUUAUGAAAAAAAAUGAAGAAGAAAAAAUAAGGCAAGAAAAGGAGUUGAAGAAAAAAGCGUAA
This is a messenger RNA of Trichogramma pretiosum, 1480 nucleotides long. RefSeq lists its product as uncharacterized. The record is from RefSeq and is a predicted model, not a curated record. Lineage: Eukaryota; Metazoa; Arthropoda; Insecta; Hymenoptera; Trichogrammatidae. Bases 8 to 1480 code for a protein of 490 amino acids. The transcript has 4 exons. Gene Ontology annotation, molecular function: nucleic acid binding.